This is a messenger RNA of Labrus bergylta (ballan wrasse), 1309 nucleotides long. The record is from RefSeq and is a predicted model, not a curated record. NCBI's taxonomy places the organism in Eukaryota, Metazoa, Chordata, Actinopteri, Labriformes, Labridae.
AUGCAGCCUUCAGCAGGAAGUCACAACCAUGAGAACUGUGUUCAGACACAACUGUGCGCCCAGCUGGAGUUCGUCCAGAUCCUGGUGAUCGUGGUGGUGAUGAUGGUGAUGGUGGUCGUCAUCACCUGCCUGCUCAACCACUACCGCCUAUCAGCUCGCUCCAUCCUCUCCAGACACGCCCCCGCACGCCGGAGACACCUGCCCCUGGCCAACGAGGGCAGUCUGUGGUCCUCUGAGGCGACGGGGACAAACAGCGGUCUACACGAGGUGUACAGCCCCCGCCCUCCAGACACCGCCCCCUCGUCCUAUCUUCAGAGGGAGCCUCAGUCCCAGGCCCCUCUGCAGUCCCAGCGCUUCCAGCACACGUACGCCCCGAGUCGCUUCCAGCCGUACCCCUACCUGCCCCAGAGCCUCAUCGACCUCCCCCCCACAAUCUGCCUUUCAGACGGGGAGGAGCCCCCGCCGUACCAGGGCCCCUGCACGCUGCAGCUCCGAGACCAGCAGCAGAUGGAGCUGAACCGCGAGUCGGUGCGAGCGCCGCCCAACAGGACUGUGUUCGAUUCCCACCCGAUUGACCCAUCCAGCUCCUGUCUGCAGGCCAGUCUGCAGGCGCCUCCGCCGAGCGUCCACUCCGGCGUCAGUGUGCUAGAAGCCCAGGAGGCGUUGUCCCGGCAGCAGAAGCCGGGCUCUCGAGUAGACGGCGCUCCCCCGACCUACAGCGAGGUGAUCGGCCACUACUACCACCCGACGUCCCUGACGCCCGGCCACCACCAUCGGACUGUGUCGUCCACACAACCACCGCCGUCCUCGUUCAUGCACGGCCUGCUCCGACCUCCUCAGCGGCGAGGAAGUGUGGACAACAGGAACGCCAGGAACACAAAGGAGAAAUCCCAGAAGCCCCAGCAGGUGUGACAGAACGGCUUCGUUAUUCCAAGACUAUUUCUGCUCGCCGCCUGGGAAGUUUCCUCAGCAAAAGGGGAAUGACCUGGUCUUUGGUAAAAAACGGUUUAAGGGCUGGUUAGUUGUAGUUUCAGCCGGGCAUGUUGGUCAGUGUCCUGGAUCAUCCUGGGACUGGGAUGGAGUCGGCUUUUGGAUAGGUAAGAACACCUGGAAGCCUUGAACCUCCUGCAGAGCACAUCAGAGGAGGAACGCCUCGUCCUUUUCCUCCUCCUAUCAGACUGACCUAUCCAGAGUUCAUUCAUUAUAAAUAUUUACAUGUUUGUUUGUUUGUCUUCUUCGCGCUGACGAAAACAUUUCCUUUCCAGACAAAAUGGCGAAACGUUGCAAGGUUUUUAAUUUUUUUGUGAUA